CUCUACUCUACUCUACUCUACUCUACUCUACUACCUCUACUUUACCUCUUCUCUACUACCUCUACUCUACUAUCUCUACUUCUACCAUCUCUACUCUACCAUCUCUAUUCUACUAUCUCUACUAUCUCUACUACCUCCACUACUACCUCCACUACUACCUCCUAUCUCUACUACCUCUACUACUUCUACUACCUCCUAUCUCUACUACCUCUACUACUUCUACUACCUCUACUCUACUCUACUACUUCUGCUACCUCUACUCUACUACCUCUACUCUACUACUUCUACUACCACUUAAGUUACCACAGUAACCCAAGUUAGUACUAUGACCGCCACACUACCAAGCCUUUUCCUACCCUCCUCCACAGAUCGACUCGACGGGAAAUGAGAUGGGCCCCGAAAUCCCUCAUAUCUAUCAGCCGAACACGUGAUCAGAUAUGGAACUGGAAAAGAAACAUCUCACGUGACCCCUUGCCGAUUGCGUGCUCAACGGCUGGUACGUGCCCGCCAUUUUCAUCUGACAGCCUUGCAUAUCGAAGCCCUGUCAUUGGCCCGAUAAAGCUUUGAUGCGCCUGCCAAAGUUUAUCUGCCUAUCGCGCAUUGAAAGCGGCAUGUCAAAAUGUAGGACCAGCAUUUCCGAGGGAUCAGACUCGUCCAUUUUUUGCCCCCGGACCUCUAAUUCUUAUUUCAUUGUAUUGGUAAAACCACUGGCCUCUUAUAUUUUGUAUUUAGAGGUCCAUUUCCCUUCUUGGAGAGAGGUACGCCAGCUAUAUCAAAAGCGCCCGUCAUACCUGUCGCCAUCAUCACAAUCCGCAUUUUCACACCCUCCGAUAUCCGGUCCCGCGCCUCUGGAUGCUACAAUGCGGACAUCCCUCCUCACCUCGAUCGAUGCCACAUCGCACAUCCACCUCAUAGUCGGCACCAAUGCGCUCGCCGCCGCCCGGUGCGCGAAAUCCCUCGAAGUCGGCGCCACGCCCAUCGUCAUCUUCCACCCGGAUGAGUGGGAGCAUGAGGUUCACCCCGCGCUCCAGCAGCAUAUCGACGACAAGGAGGUGAAGUGGCUAUCCAAGCCCUACCACGACGACGAUAUCUCUACCCUCGGAAGGCCCGAAUUAGACGGCUACGUCGACGCCGUCUUCGUCACCCUCAGCCCACGAGAUCCUCUGAGCCUCCACAUCUCCACCCACUGCAAACGCCACCGCGUCCCCAUCAACAUCGUCGACGCCCCCUCCCUCUGCACCUUCUCCAUCCUCUCCACGCACACCGACGGCCCCCUCCAAAUCGGGAUAACCACCAACGGCAAAGGCUGCAAGCUCUCCUCCCGCAUCCGUCGCGAAAUUGCCUCCUCCCUCCCCCCCAACCUCGGCGCCGCCUGCGAGCGUCUGGGGCGCAUAAGGCAGCGCAUCCAAGCCGAAGACCACGCUGCGCACGCUGCGAAGUUCGCGGUGGAUGAGGAGGAUAGCGGGGAGCAGAGCGCGAGUUUUAAUAAGCUGGUGAAGGAGGCGGAUCGUGAGGCGGCCAAGGGGAGGAGGAUGAGGUGGUUGAGUCAGAUUUGCGAGUACUGGCCCCUAAGCCGACUGGCGGACGUCACGGAUGCGGAUAUCGAAGCUGUGAUGACGGCGUAUACAUCCGCGCCCUCCGCCUCGCCUUCCCUCGCUAGCACAGGAACUAUCACUACCGCCACCUCCCCGCCGUCUCUCCCCGCUCCUCCUCCAGCAACUAAAAAGGGCCUCAUCAUACUCGCUGGCUCGGGGCCGGGACAUCCGGAUCUACUUACCCGGGCUACGCAUCGCGCUAUUCAUUCCGCGACGUUGAUCUUAGCAGAUAAACUCGUUCCCGCCCCCAUCCUCGCCCUGAUCCCGCGCCGCACACCCUUACACAUCGCGCGCAAAUUCCCCGGUAACGCGGAGCGCGCGCAGGAGGAGUUGAUGGCACUCGCUUUAGCCGGGUUGCGGCGGGGCGAAACGGUGUUGCGCUUGAAACAGGGGGAUCCCUACCUCUACGGCCGGGGCGGGGAGGAGGUUGAAUUCUUUAGGAAGGAGGGGUGGGGGGAUAAGAUUGUCGUACUCCCCGGAAUCACGAGUGCCUUCUCCGCGCCCCUCUUUGCGGGUGUGCCAGCGACGCAGAGGGGGGUAGCGGACCAAGUGCUCGUCUGCACCGGGACAGGGAGGAAAGGGGUCCCGACCAAGCCACCGACGUAUGUUGAGAGCCAGACGGUUGUUUUCUUGAUGGCGUUGCAUCGCAUCGGCGGGUUAGUAGAGGAUUUAACCACCUUUGCGCCGGAAGAAGCUGCUGUUGCUUCCACCUCCUCUUCCACUGACGCUGCUACCGCCGCUGCCGGCGCCGUCGCCGCCGCUGUUGCUGCUGGUGCCGCGAAGGUAGACGGUACACUCACACCCACCCGCGCCCUCUGGCCCCUAUCAACACCCUGCGCCGUCAUCGAACGCGCAUCCUGCCCUGACCAGCGCGUUAUCCGGACCACCCUCUCUUCCGUCGUUGCGGCAAUCGAAUCAGAAGGUUCGCGUCCACCUGGUCUGUUAGUGUUAGGGAAAGCUUGUGAAGCGCUCUGGACGCCUGUGGAUGGGAAGAAGUGGGUUGUUGAGGAGGGGUUUAGGGGGUUGGAGUUCGCUGGUGGGGAGGGGGGGUUGGGGAGACCAGACCAGGCCAGGGCAGCCGAAUAA
Molecule: messenger RNA, 2681 nt
Organism: Pseudogymnoascus destructans
Lineage: Eukaryota; Fungi; Ascomycota; Leotiomycetes; Thelebolales; Thelebolaceae
Exons: 3
Coding region: 567-2681 (704 amino acids)
Biological process (GO): siroheme biosynthetic process
Molecular function (GO): uroporphyrin-III C-methyltransferase activity
Source: RefSeq, a predicted model, not a curated record